This is a messenger RNA of Anguilla anguilla (European eel), 1852 nucleotides long. RefSeq lists its product as uncharacterized. The transcript has 7 exons. The record is from RefSeq and is a predicted model, not a curated record. Bases 299 to 1609 code for a protein of 436 amino acids. NCBI's taxonomy places the organism in Eukaryota, Metazoa, Chordata, Actinopteri, Anguilliformes, Anguillidae.
AAGUUGGACAUUUCUCACUUGAAAUGUCCAAGUUCCCAGUUGUCUUCAAUGCUUCAGCCCCACCUGUUGACCAAACUGCGGAGCUGGCGGUCAUAAGUGCGCAGCGAACAGUCAGUAACACAGAUUUCAGCCUAAAAGGGGGGCGUCGCCCACAUCGUUAUCCGUUCGAAUUUUUGAAAAAUAGCAACUUGUUCUUGUCUUUUCGAAAUCAAACAGACGUGACCGCGCUGAGCUCGAUAGCAGUGUCUCGCAAGACAGUGGAAUUUUCGUUGCAACACCUGACCAAUCGCUGAGUGUGAUGGAACUGCUGGCCCCUCCUCUUCCUGGGCAACGCCUGCUCUCAUUUGAUGAAAUAGUGGACAGAGAGCCAGCCUACAUGACCUCCAUUUUGGCAGGUUGUGUGUCAGACUGCCUGGGGAGGUACCCAGCAGAACUGGGCGGGGGGUCCUGGAGGAUGGGAGCAGAUGCAGAGGACGCUGUGGGGGCCUCAGAGCCUGGCCCGGCCCCGGGGCCUGGGGACUCGGGGAAGCUUCCGGAACACCUGCACAGCUCGGAGCUGCCCGGCCCUACAGCAGCCCUGUACUACUGCCCCCUGCUCUGGCCCCACAGGGUUCACCCUGUUGCCAACCUCAAGCCCCUUCCUGUGCCCCUGCCCUUACUCCCAAACCCCCCUGUCCCGUACUACCCCGCCCUGUCCCCCCAGCUGGCCCUGCCCCUGCCAGGCUACCCCGCUCAGGGCAGAUACAGUGGCUUCGCCCAGUGGCAGUAUUACACCCCCAGACCUCGGUCCAGAGACACCCCCACAUACUGCUCUGUUCUACCUGAAGAGCGUAGGACCUCAGAUCCAAGGGAGAGGUCACAGUUCAGGGAGGGGUCAAAGGUCAGACACAAGGCCACAGGAUGUAGAAGCAGAAGUUUCAGUCAGCUGGACUCUGAAGGGAGGAGGAAGGGUGGGGAGGGCCAGGCUGUGGCAGAGAGAGCCCUGUCUGAGUACAGCCACAUCAUGGAGACCCUGGGGUCAGAGGUCACAGGGAGGUCAGAGGUCGUGGAGGAGGAAAGGGGAAAAUUCACAGAAUACUUGAACCAGCUGUGCCAACAGAAGGAGUUUGUCACACAAGUGUUAGCGUUGAUAGACAUGCGCUGUGUGUGGUCUCUCCUCUCUCCGGACACGGACCCACACACCACACACCAGCGUGCAGAGGGCUCGAUGGAGAAACGCACCUGCCCGGGUGCUUCCCUCUCUCCUUCCUCAGACCUGGGUCUCCAGUGUAGAACUCCAACUUCCAAAGUUCCCCUGGGGCACCUGCUAAACUGGACUUCUCCUUCACUGGGUUUCCCAUCAAUCACUGGAUUUCAGUUAUACAACCACACUUCACCCCCUUUUAAAGUGCAUGCACACAUGCGUACACACACACACACACACACACACACACACACACGCACACACUCACGCACUGACACAUUCUCCCACACACACGCACUCUCUCUCACACACACACACACGGACACACACGCACACGCGCACACUCAUACUCAUGCACACACACACACUCCCUCUCUCCCAGGACCCAUCCCAGACAGAGAUUGUGUGAAGUAUGGGAAUGUUUGAUUAAACCAUAAUGUGAACAGCACUCGAUCUGCGGUAUCAAAUACUGCUCACUUCCCUGUGAGAGUGAAAGGAACAUCCACAGAGGUCAAAGGUCACAUCACAGAGGAUCCUCCAUCACAGUGAAUAUCUGUACAGGUGUGUGCGAGAGAGAGACUGAUUUCCAUUCUGUACAGUUUCAUUUAUUAUGAGGCCAAACAUUUUCACACAUGUAGAACAAUUAAUAAAAAUUACUUACAAAUAAAA